Molecule: messenger RNA, 2694 nt
Organism: Maniola jurtina (meadow brown)
Lineage: Eukaryota; Metazoa; Arthropoda; Insecta; Lepidoptera; Nymphalidae
Product: esterase FE4-like
Exons: 3
Coding region: 502-2172 (556 amino acids)
Source: RefSeq, a predicted model, not a curated record
AACACGCACACAUUAAUCGUCGCUAACAUUACACAUUGUAUUGCUCCACUCGCUAAGUUCCGAACGUGUUGGUGUGUGCCCUUGACAAGAAAAACAGACAACAAAUCGCGUAGAAAAUAUUAUUAACGAGUUUACUAAACCAACGAUGUGCAGGAUCUUUUCGAAAAUCGGGUCUCCCAAAAUGCCUUGAAAAUUUCGGGUCUCUCAAAACAAUGUUCGAAAUUUGAAAAUCCUUCAUCGUUUCGUUCAAAAAGUGCAAGUAGUGCGUUACUUUAAAAAAAAAUCGGGAGCGGAAAGUUUGGGCCUGUGAAAAUAAUUAUUUCUUUAAAAUUAUGGAUUAUAAUGUUUCAAGAUUCGAGUGUUUUUUAAAAUGUGAAAGUUCGUAAAUAACAAACAUUUUCUUUUAAAAGUGAAUCGGUCUCUGAAAAUGCCUCCUUGAAAAUGUUAGGUCUUUCAAAAUGACAGUGCGUGUGUUCGAUAUUUGAAAGUUAGUGAAAGAAAAUGAAGUGGGUGGCGCUAUUGUCGCUGAUUUUCGCGAACUUAGUAAAAGAGCCGGCGCCGGUGGUGAGAGUGGGGAGUGGACUAGUCAGAGGGAUAGUGAGUGACGAUGGAAGGAUUUACAUGUAUCUGGGGAUCCCUUAUGCCAGUGUCGAUAAAAGGAAUCGAUUUCAGGCACCACUGCCUCCACCAAAAUGGGAAGGAAUCUUCGAAGCAAGAAACGAAAACACUCGUUGCCCUCAAAGAAUGUUUGGCCCCAUCAUAGUCGGAGACGAAAACUGCUUGAAACUAAACGUCUACACCCCAGUGGGCCAAACCCCAGAGAAACUUCUCCCAGUAAUGGUUUUCAUCCAUGGAGGAUGCUUCCUCGAAGGUGCUGGGACUACGUUUCUAUAUGGACCAGAUUUUUUCGUGCAACAUGGAAUUGUCUUCGUAGGAAUCAACUACAGAUUGAAUAUCGAAGGAUUCCUUUGUCUAGGUAUCAAAGAAGCGCCUGGGAACGCUGGGUUGAAAGACCAAAUCGCUGCUCUGAAAUGGCUGAAAAAAAACAUAGCAGCGUUUGGAGGUGACCCUGAUAAUAUCACAUUAUUUGGAGAAAGCGCAGGAGCUGUAUCCAUCUCAUAUUUAUUUCUAUCACCAGCAGCCAAAGGUCUGUUUCACAGAGCCAUUUUACAAAGUGGUGCCACAGUAGCUCCCUGGGCAAUUCAACAUGACCCAAUAAAAACAGCGGGUACAAUUUCCAAAGAAUUCGGUUACUAUGGCAGCGAUCCUCAUGAAAUCUACAAUGUACUUUCAAAUAGAAGUGUUGAAGAAUUAAUAUCUGCUAUCAAAUAUUCAAAACAUAGACAGUAUGUUACGGCAGAAACCCUAUUCGUUCCAUGCGUGGAGAAGAAUAUACCAGGAGUUAACUCAAUAAUAACUGAAUAUCCAACUGAUAUAAUCGAAUCAGGGAAUUAUAACAAAAUGCCUAUUAUAAUUGGCUACAACGACAACGAAGGUAUAUACUUCGUAAGUAAAACCCACGGUAGUGAAAUAAGCAAAAUCGAAGACGAAGUAGACCCUUACGAUUUCAUUCAAGAUGACUUAGAAUUCCCUUCGGAAGCGGUCAAAAAUGAUACAGUUACAAAUAUUUUGAAUCAUUAUUUAUCUUCGAAGAAAGAUCUGAUAAUGCAACUGGUAGACUUAUCAUCUGAUCUUCAUAUAAAGUAUCCGAGUGCUAUAGAAUCCAGUAUGUACGCUAAGACAACAGACCAACCUAUAUACUACUACCUCUUUAAAUACAACGGGUAUAUAAAUAUGGCGAAGUUUAUAUCAGGUUUUAUGUUCAAUGGAGGAGCUUCACAUGGCGAUGAGCUCAUGUACAUGUUCAAGCCGUAUACAUUUCCUUUGCCCACGAGAUAUUUUGAAAUGAAGAUGGUGGAACGUAUGGUCACUUUGUGGACGAACUUCGCCAAGUAUAGUGACCCAACGCCAAAGACGUCCAGCCUCAUCCCCAUCCGCUGGCGCGCGAGCCGCUCGUCCAACCCCAUGGCGCUGGUGAUCGACCGGCGCCUGCGCACCGCGCCGCUGUGGGACGAGGACAUGCUGCGCUUCUGGAACUGCACCUACUCCAAGUACAGGCGAAGGCGAUACGGGUUCAGACAUCUUAGCAACGAUUCUUAUGGCUAUUAUUAACUUAUCGUAUUGUUCAAGUCUUCAGGACAGGUAUGUUAUGUCACAAAAUCAGGACUUUAGAUAUUUUGUGAGCAAGUAUUGGAAACUAUUGCGAAAACCAUAAACCGAGAAGGCCUAGAGUGGAGACCGAGUACAAGUAAGAAUAUUGUGGAGUGCCCUCCAGCACGAUGGACUCACGAUAUAAAGAGGAUGACGGAAAGCGGCUGAACGUUCUAGAAGGUGGUGGCGCUGACUACUUAGUCCUUUAUCUAUUCAAUAGUGGACAUCUAUAGUCCAAAACUCGUAGACCCGUUAUAGAAGUGUAAUACAUAGAUGACGAAGACCUGGUCCUCAGAAAGGGCCCUGUAUAGGUACAUUUGUCGAGUAUAUUGUAUACGUUGAUCGAAAAACCACAUAAAGCACAUAUUCACUGAAAUAUAACAAGAUAAAGUUGAAAACUAAAACCCGACUGCGAUCGUCUUAAUAAACGUAGUCCAGUAGUUUAGGCACUACGGUGGAUAGUGCGGAUACGGUACAGAAUUU